This is a messenger RNA of Phascolarctos cinereus (koala), 5928 nucleotides long. The record is from RefSeq and is a predicted model, not a curated record. Lineage: Eukaryota; Metazoa; Chordata; Mammalia; Diprotodontia; Phascolarctidae.
UCACGUUGGAAAACGGAAUGGUGUAAUCACGCUAGAAGCUGGCGCUUCUGGGAAAGAGGGCAAUGAGUCGGUGGUUUUUUAGAGGCCUGACCGCUAUCCUGUAAAACGCUUUUGUAGCAUAUUUCACCAAUUUUUUUCUGAUGCCGCUAUAUUGACAGUGUGUACCUUUCUUUCAGAAUCUAUAGAGAAGAACAGCGAUGUCCGAUGGGAUCUUGGAAGGUUGCCGGGAGUGUACAGAUCGGUAGGCCGCCUUUUUCCAGCGACCCCUCUUACGCAGAAUGGGUGGGAUGCCAUUGCCUAGGAAACGUAAAUAUGGACGCUUAGCUGGGGAAGCUGAGAAGUGCUUACGUGGUGAGGGCAGCACUUUCUGGUUCCCUGUCAGGGCAUCAUUCCGGCCACAGGCAAUUGCAUCUUAGAUACGGACAUACGAAAUCUUUCAGGAGGAAGACAUUGGGAACUUGUUCUCAUUUAGGUGGCUACCAGUGGUUUGAUUGCAGCCAGGAGAGCCAGUGAUUUGGGCUCUGGAACGGGAGCUGAAUUGGUCCUAUACCUUCAGGAAUGGCUUCUCCAGAUUCAACCUGUAUUCAAGAUGGCUUAAGCUGAUGACAGUCUGAUCUCUGAAAAUUAAGUUCUUAGCUCUCUGAUUGUACCACAUUCUGCUGAGCCUCAUCACAGCUUAGAAGCAAGGUUGUGUCCUUUCUCCACAACUUUUGGCAAGUUGAUCAUUGAACAGAAAUCAAAAAGGUUUUCAUCUCUACCUUGCUCCAUGCCAUCAUUGCUUGGGUCAGCCACACGUGGACUGUAUUAUUGGACCUACCAGAGGACAUCCCAUCACCACCACCUGCUAGGAUUAGGCCUUGCAUCUCCAGAGCUGGGUUAGAACUGGACUGGCCUUGAGUAGGAGGUGAGAUAAAGAAAACCUGCACCAUUUCGAUCCAUCGCCUUGACAAAAUUUUUCAUUAAACCAAGUUUAAUGUGCAACGGUGAUAAUGUUUUAGUUUUAGGUCCUGAAAUAGGCAUCACUACCUGUCCACUAACAAAAGAAAAAUCGAUCAUGGAGAUUUAAUAGUGCUUUUCAUGGCCAGAAAGAAGCCUGAGACCUGCGUAAAAACCUGAUUGAUGCUUGGAGAAAGACUACCUCAUACCGAGGUUGGGGAAUUUGUCAACAAUGGGAUUUGCUGACCUGAUUUGUGGAGGUGGUCCAACUCCUGAACGCAGGAACCCAUGAAGAAGGAUCUUUGGAGAACUUUUACUUUCUAGGCCUGCCAUGGAUUUUACGGUCGAUGCCACCUUGUGGCCGAAAUUAUGAAGAACUGGGCAACUUGAUGCGCAUAGUAGAGUGUUUACCGACCGCAAAAUCCAGGGGAAUUGUCAGACGGAUAAUAGUAAAUAACAUUUGUUUGAUUGCAAUCGCACCUCUACAUACCGUCCUUCCCCUCGGCUGUCAAGCCCCAAACGCCUUUGGCUCUCCGAGGCUCUCUCGGUCAAGGUCAGUAAGGCGUUCACACACACUGUGACCGCCACUUCCUAGCCGAGAAAAAACGGACCCUGAAAAGUAAGGGCAGUGGAUCCAGGACAUCACCUCUCUUUCCGUUAGACCGAGAAAGCCGAAUUGACCCUAGGGCACAUUCUUAGCUGUAAAGAUAGGGCACCAACUUGAUUUUGUCUCUUAGUAUAGGUGCUUUAUUUUGGGGGGAGGAGUAGCACUGUAAAUAGAAGGGGUCCCUCCCUGGGCAGGAAGGGUUAACACGCUCCUCCUGGGGUGUACAGUUACCAAGUAUUGAGGAGAAGCGAGCCGAUUGUACUUUGAAGACACUUGAAUCGGCAAGAUCCUCCUAGUGCAGCCUGAGAACUCUCUGACUUAUCACUGAGGCAACCACGGCAGGCUUUUGACAAGUCUUGAUUCCAGUAGCAAAAGUCAAACUAUGUAUGUCUGCCAUGCCGAAAACGAAGUCCUGAUGCCCGAUGACUAAAACAAACUGCUAAGAAACUGAAUUGUCAGAGAAGGCUGACUGAUAAAGACACUGCAGCCCAGAGUGGCGUUCUAGGCUCUGAGUGAAGGGCUGGCUCUAUUAUAAAAAUCCUCCCAAUUUUAGUGGUCCUCUAACUUCCACUUAUAUCUUCAAACCAGAAAAAAAAAGUUUCCAAGAGAUAUGGGACUCUUACAGCUUUGAAUUGCUAAGACAUCCUACUUGUCUUUUUAAGCCCAGUCCAUAAUUAUACAACUCUCUAAGUUUCACAGCUUGUAUAUAUAUCUUCAAAGACUAAGUCAGUGUAGUGCAAAAUCAGACAGGUCCUUCCAAAGUAGAAAGGCUUGUGGUCCCAGCCCCGGACUCUGGAUCUCUCUUAGGAGGACCAGCCUACCUAACUAACAGUUCAUAAAGGCCCUUCAACAGAAGGUUCAUGACCUCUGGGUGAUGACCUUUCUUAUCCAAAGCAUCUCUUGAUAUUCAUUAAUAACGCAUGGAGGAACUUCAAUUUGUGCUCACCUGGAAAAAGCUCCCAUCCUUGACGUACUGAAGAUUUUCAGUCCCCACAGAUGACCUGGGGAAUGGUAACCACUUAACCAAGUAACAAGAGACUCCUUAUGCUGCGACGACUCUUCGCUGUCUCCGCUCCUGGAGAGCGCGGGAGCGAAGGCGCAUUGGCUACACUGGAUCCGGUACCCGGGCAGCUGGAAGACCUCGCGAGCGGCUGGGGGCGCUUCGAGGUACAGUCUCCUGGCUACGCCAUGGAUUUAGAACCAGAGGACUAUGAUAAUCGAACUCUCACAAGUGAGAACGGCACCGAGAUGGCCACGGCAUCCUAUGAUCCUGACUGGGGUGGUGGUGGUAAUAAGACCCAGAUAGAUGAUGUACAGGUCUUUGUGAUUGGGUUGUACUCAACCAUAAGUCUGCUUGGUUUUAUGGGAAACAUGCUUAUUCUCAUGGCUCUCAUGAAAAAAUGUAAACAAAAGACGAUUGUAAAUUUCUUCAUUGGAAAUUUGGCCUUCUCUGAUAUCUUGGUCGUGCUAUUUUGUUCACCCUUCACACUGUCUGCUCUCUUGCUAGAUCAGUGGGUGCUUGGUGAACUCAUGUGCCGUCUUAUGCCUUUUCUCCAAUGUACAUCGGUGCUGGUUUCCACUUUAAUCUUAAUCUCAAUUGCUAUUGUCAGGUACCAAAGGAUAAAAUAUCCCCUUUCCAAAAGUUUGACCAUCAGACAAGGCUGUUACUUGGUUGGCCUUUCUUGGGCCAUUGGCUUUGUUAUUUGUUCCCCUCUUCCCAUCUUCUACAGGCUUGUAGAACCCAAUGGGAAUAAUGGCACAAAUACUACGGCCCCUAAGUAUGUGUGUGUUGAGGCCUGGCCAAAGGAGUCGUAUAGAAUUGCCUUUUCUCUGUGUUUGCUGGUGGUUCAGUACAUACUGCCCUUGAUUUGUCUGAUUGUGAGUCAUACCAGUGUUUGCCGGAGCAUUACUUGCAAGAUGUCUACUAGGGAGAUGAAAAGGAGGCUUGAGGAAAAAGAGAAGAGAGAGAGGAAGGAGAAGAAGGAGAAGGAGAAAAAGGAGAAGAAGGAGAGGAAGGAGAGGGAGAAAAGAGAGAAGAAGGAGAGGAAGGGGAAGAAGGAUAUGGUUGAGACAAUGGAGAUGAAGGAUAUGAGAGAGACAAGAGAGAUGACGGGCCCGAGUGACAUGGAAGAUGACUACGAUGAUGACCUCGAUGACAUAGAAGACUUAGAAGGCACAAUGGACAUGAAGGACAUAAUGGAACUGAGAGAGCUGAAGAGGGAACUGAGAGAGAGGAGAGACAGAAGAGAGAGGAUGGGUAGGAGAGGGCGAAGGAAAAUGAGAGAAAUGAUGGAAGUGAGAGAACUAGAGAAGAUGGAUGACGUUGAAGAAGUGAUGGACCUGACUGGAAUGAUAGAAAUGAGAGAAAUUAGUACCCCAAGGAAUGUGAGGGAUAUGAGAGACAUGAAGAAUGUGGAGGAGAUAGAAGGCAUGAUAGAAAUGAGAGAGGUGAGAGAUGUGAGGGAUAUGAGGGAUGUGGAAGACAUAGAAGACACGAAUGACACAAUGGAAAUGAGAGACAUGCGGCACAUGAGAGGCAUGAGAGACAUGAGGGACCCGAGAGACAUGAGGGACCCAAGAGAGAUGAGAGACAUGAGAGAUAUGCGGGACCCGAGAGAGAUGAGGGACCCGAGAGAGAUGAGGGGCAGGCGGGGCAUGAGACACCCAAGGGAUGAAAUGAGAGACACAAAGGAAAGAAGAGGAAGGAGUUGGAAAAGGGGAAGGAGGGGAAAGAAGGGGAUGAGAGAAAUGGAAAUUGAGGAGAUCGAGGAGAUCGAGGAAUUGGGUUCAAUGUAUGGGAUGUUUGAGAUGGAGGAGAUGGAGCAGAUGAAUGAGCUGAGUGAUCCUAAUACUGGAGACGAUGAUUUGGAUGACAUGGAAGGCUAUGCAGCCAAGAACAGUGGACACCAUAUUCAGCUCCCCAAGUUCCAAAGAUGGAGCUACACAUUAAGCCGAAAACACCGCAAGAUGUACAACAAGAAGUCAUGCGUCGUACCUGUUUUGCGCCAUCCUCCUCCUCCUCCAGAGGUACCUCCCAAAGAGAUUGAAGAAGAAGAAGAAGAAGCAGCAGAACCUGAGAGGUGCAAGCUGACCAAUGCCAGUAAGAUCAUACCGGGGGUGCCCAUCUGUUUCGUGAUUAAACCUGAAGAAAAGCAGUUAGAAGAGCCAGAAAUGCUGACCAUAUCCCGCUCCAUCUCCAGGAUCAGAAAGAGAUCUCGCCGAGUCGUCUAUCGUUUAACCAUUCUGAUAAUUGUGUUUGCUGUCAGUUGGAUGCCUUUGCAUCUUUUCCAUGUUGUUACUGAUUUUAAUGCUGGCCUUCUGUCUAAUAGGCAUUUCCGAUUGGUGUACUGUAUUUGUCAUUUGCUUGGUAUGUUGUCUUGUUGCCUUAAUCCAGUGCUGUAUGGGUUUCUUAACAAUGGCAUAAAAGCAGAUUUGAUGGCUCUUUUGCGCUGCGUUUAGAAUCUGCUAUGUUUAGAAUCUGCCAUUCUAAAGGUUGAAAAAGAAAGAACAAACGCUUUGCUUCUCUAAAAUAUACAUAUAUAUAUUUAUGGCUGCUUUACAACAAAUAUAUUUUAUUGCAUGCAGAUUUAUUUAUGCAGGAGAAAAAGAUGCUCUGGAUAUGAAUUUAUUGGUGCCUAAUGAGUAAAGACCAUUUAUUGACCCGCUAUAUAAUAUGACCAUUUCAUGUAGAUAUCGUGCAGAAUCAUGAAUGUCAAUCAAACUGCAACUUCAUUGUAAAAUGUUGUCCUAUUGUGUAUCACUUCAUCUGUACCUUACAAGCAGCUGAAUAUAGUCAUCAUCCCAUGACUUGGAGAAGAAAGAAAACCUGCAAAAUAUUUAAUGGACAAAAUGAAUUUAUUAUUGUGAUGUUUAAAUAAGACUUCUUAUUUGUGUGUUUCUUGAUGUAACAGUUAAAGAUUGUGUGUGUGUUUGUGUCUUAUCUGUGGAAAUGCAGAAACUAUCCAACUUUUGCUAGUUGAAUCAUAGCCAAAGGAGAAGUCCUUGCUUUAAGAGAUGGUACAUUGUAUUGACUGUUUGGCAACAUUGUGGAAACACCUAAAAAGAAAGAAUGUUUUCCCUCCUAGAGCUAUGCUUUAAGAGACGGUACAUUGUAUUGAUAGUCAGGGGGCACUGUGGAAACUCCUAAAAGCAAAAACGUUUUUUCCCUAGAGUUAUGCUUUAAGCAUUGGUACAUGGUAUUGACAGGGGACACUGUGGAAACACCUAAAUGGAAAAACAAAUGUUUCCCCCCCUAGAGUUAUGUUUGUGUCAGAUGGUUAAUUUGAUCUUAUGUUCUAAAACAAUGAUGUUGUAACCUAAAGAUGGACUAAAACUCUUUGGCUAAACCUGUACAGAAAUAUUAUAUUAAAUGUUACUGCAAUGAA